AUGCAAAUCUUUGUGAAAACCCUUGCUGGAAAAACCAUUACCCUGGAGGUGGAAAGUUCUGAUACCAUUGAUACUGUGAAACCAAAGAUCCAGGUCAAAGAAGGUAUUCCCCCAGACCAGCAGAGGCUUAUCUUUGCUGGCAAGCAGCUUGAGGAUGGGAGGACCCUCGCUGACUACAAUAUUCAGAAGGAGUCAACACUUCACUUGGUCCUUCGUCUUCGUGGUGAUCCUUUUCCUGAUCCAAAUGUGCACAUCCGUAUUCAGCAGCGCAACGGUGGGAAAAAGCUGACAACUGUCCAGGGGUUGAAGAAGGAAUUCGGCUACAAGAAGAUACUCAAGGACCUUAAGAACGAGUUCAGCUGCAAUGGCACUGUUUUCCAGGACCCUGAAUUAGGGCAGGUUAUUCAACUUCAAGGUGACCAGCGGAAGAAUGUCUCCACCUUCCUUGUUCAGGCUGGUAUUGUGAAGGAGGAAAAUAUAAUGAUCCAUGGUUUUUAGGCUGCAGCAGCAAGAAUUUCCCCUUAUCGUAUAUAUUCCUCUAUUGUUUCCAAUUAGAACAUAAUAUCAUAUAAAUCUCUGUUGGGUUAUCUGACUAUAUGCAUCUCGCGUUUGUUCUUCUAUCUACCAUAUGGUUUGUGUAACUCUGGAUGACUAUGGUAUCUAUGACAGUUUGUUUUCGAUUAGUUAUUGGUAUCCAAAUUAAACUAGUUCUAGUAUG
Messenger RNA from Rubroshorea leprosula, 718 nucleotides. NCBI's taxonomy places the organism in Eukaryota, Viridiplantae, Streptophyta, Magnoliopsida, Malvales, Dipterocarpaceae. The record is from the annotation of a GenBank genome assembly.